GCCGUGUACGCAUGCGUGUACGUACGUGAUGAAGGCGGGCCGCCAGACAUUGGCGCAUGCGCAGUUCUUAUGUGUCCGAGGUGGCCGCUAGCUCGCUGGUCGUCUGGAAGUGGAACCACUACGACUCUUUGGUGUGAGAUGCCAAGGCCUGGUCCAUGGGUGUGAGCCGGCUGGAUGUGUUCUACAGAAGACUGCUCCUCACCAAGCUCUUCAUCGGAGGGUGGGGCAAGCCUGAAGACCUCAAGAGGAUCUUUGAGUUCCGGAAGAUCAUUGGAGACAGAGAGAGGUGCCGGACCCUGGUUCCUGAGAACUACCCGGUCCACAUCACUCAGACAGAGGAGCUUGCCGACUGUCACAUCCAUGAUGGUUUCUUCAUCUCCCCCCUGGAGCAGCUGGUUCCAGGAAUCCUGCCGCCCGAGGCGGUUAAAGCUAGAUUCCAGUUCGUAGUUCCUAAGAAGUGGCAAAAGAACAGACCAGUCUGUAUCCAGCUGGCUGGGACCGGAGACCAUUUCUUCUGGCGGCGGCGGACUCUGAUGGCCCGGCCCAUGGUUCGAGAGACGGGGAUGGCCUCGGUGCUUCUGGAGAACCCUUACUAUGGCUACCGUAAACCCAAGGACCAGCUGCGUUCCAGUCUGAAGAACGUGUCAGACCUGUUUGUGAUGGGAGGAGCUCUGAUCCUGGAGUCCACUGUGCUGCUCCGGUGGCUGGACAGGGAGGGAUACUGGCCGCUGGGGAUGACCGGCAUCUCCAUGGGGGGAUACAUGGCGUCUCUGGCCGUCACCAACUGGGACAAGCCCAUCCCCCUGGUCCCCUGCCUGUCCUGGUCCACGGCCUCCAGCGUCUUCACCACGGGGGUUCUGAGCAGAGCGGUGAACUGGACUGAACUGGAGAAGCAAUACUCUGUUAACUCAGAAGUCUACGAGAAGGAGAUCAUAAAGAUGUUGGAGUACUGCGGGGCUGAUUCCUUUAAGACGGUUCCUGACCCUCUGAGCCGUCUGUCCGGCCUGUCCAGGUCCGUGGACCAGCACUUCAGAACCAGAGGAGAGCCUGGGGGGCUCUCUGGAGGGGGCGGGACCCCACACAGGGAACACAAUGGGAUGUCAUCAGGCCCCUGCAGUGGAAACACUAUGGAGGCUCCGCAAAGCUCUCCCCACUGGAAGAAGACGGACUCGGUGAAAUGUUGUCGGCCAUCUCUCCAGGGGGAAUCCAUCAGCUUCAUGAAGGGAGUGAUGGAUGAAUGCACACACAUGGCCAACUUCUCCGCCCCCGUGGACACCAGCCUCAUCAUCGUGGUCCAGGCCAGAGCAGACGCCUACAUCCCCCGGACCGGAGUCCUGGGUCUGCCGGAGAUCUGGCCCGGCUGUGAGGUCCGAUACCUGAACGGAGGACACAUCAGCGCGUACCUGUUCAAGCAGAAUGUCUUCAGACGGGCCAUCUACGACGCCUUUGACAGAUUCUGCCUGAAGUAUCCAAACCUGCACUAGUCCUGGAUUCUGACGACCCCCUUUCUGCACCAGAACCAGAACCCUGACCAGAAGAAGCACCAGCUCCAAACAAGGACCAUCUCCCAGAGAUCCAGACUGAUCUGUCUCUGCUGAACAUGAAGCGUCUCCGAGGAGCAGCAGCUGAAAUCCUGCAGAAAUCCUGCUGAAAUCCUGCCGGUUCCUGCUCCAACCUGAACCAGAACCCGACUCCAUCCGUCAGCUGAUCAACUGCUGCUAAACAACUGCAGCUCUGGUUCUGCUGAGUCCUGGAGAUGCACUAACUAGAGCAGCUGAACUGUUGCACCGAUGGUAUUAAUGUUAGAAAAUAAAUGUCUUUGAUCAGCCUUGAACCCUGUGAUGGAAAAUUCAGCCUUGAUUAACCCAAACUGCUGAGAGCAGCAAAACAACAGCCAAAUGUACAGACAAAAGAUUAACACGGACCGUAAAGAUGUUUUUGUCAACUCAAAUCGUAAGAAUGAACCAUCCUUUGUGCCUUAAAAUCAUUCUGCUUCCUUUGCUACGUUGUCAUUCUGCAUCAAGAUGCCUGAUGUUUGUUCUGACCCUUUUGCAUGCAAUAGUUUAAAUAAAUGUACUGAAAUCUG
This is a messenger RNA of Cololabis saira (Pacific saury), 2086 nucleotides long. RefSeq names its product abhydrolase domain containing 18 (gene abhd18). Lineage: Eukaryota; Metazoa; Chordata; Actinopteri; Beloniformes; Belonidae. The record is from RefSeq and is a predicted model, not a curated record. The transcript has 14 exons. Bases 156 to 1484 code for a protein of 442 amino acids.